This is a messenger RNA of Magnolia sinica, 3078 nucleotides long. RefSeq names its product G-type lectin S-receptor-like serine/threonine-protein kinase SD2-2. Bases 126 to 2648 code for a protein of 840 amino acids. The transcript has a single exon. Gene Ontology annotation, molecular function: protein serine/threonine kinase activity; ATP binding. The record is from RefSeq and is a predicted model, not a curated record. NCBI's taxonomy places the organism in Eukaryota, Viridiplantae, Streptophyta, Magnoliopsida, Magnoliales, Magnoliaceae. Gene Ontology annotation, biological process: protein phosphorylation; recognition of pollen.
UCUCUCUCUCUCUCUCUCUCUCUCUCUCAAAAUCUCAACUCAAAAAUUUACAAAUCCCCCUCUUCCAACCACAUGUCUCCUACCACCCCCAAAAAUGCCCAUUAAACCCUAAAAAACCCCCAAAAAUGCUCACUAACCCCCUCAAAAACCCCCAAAAUUUGCCAAAACACCCCACCUACCCCUCUUUCCUUCUCCUCCUCUUCUCUAUCUUCACCUCAACCAACCCCAUCUCCGCCUCCACAACUCCACUAAUUUCAAGAAACUCAACUAUCCAAAGCCCCAAUCGGACCUUCGAAAUCGGGUAUUUCAGCCCCGACUCCGGAUCCACCAACUGGUACGUCGGGAUCUGGUACUCCGCAAUCCCGAUCCGCACCUAUGUCUGGGUGGCCAACCGCAACCGCCCCAUCAAGAACCAAACCUCAUCCGUGGUCCAGAUUACGGAGGAUGGACGGCUGGCGAUAACUGAUGGGGGAAACUCCUCAAUCUGGGCGACGGAUAACGACCGUCCAGCUAUUUCAGCUAUGCUUUUGGAAAGCGGCAACUUUGUGCUCCUUGAUAAGCAUGCCAAGAUUGUUUGGCAGAGCUUUGAUUCCCCGGCAGACACCUGGCUACCGGGGAUGCAUGUGAUAGCCAACACGGCUAUCACAUGCUGGCGGAGCGUGUCGGACCCAUCACCUGGGCCCUACACGCUCCGCCUGAAUCCGCCAGUAUAUGGCGAGUUCGAGCUCGUGUAUCAGUACCGGCAGCAGUACUGGUCGACUGGGAGCUGGAGAGGGUCGUCAUUCUCCGGAGUGCCGGAGAUGACGGUACCCUACAUAUACAACUUCCGGUUCGACAAACCGUUCACACCACAGGCAUCGUUCGUGUACACAGAGAUGCCCGGGGCGGCGUCGCUGCUGACACGGUUCGUUGUAGACUACUCCGGCCAGCUGAAGCAAUAUACCUGGUCGUCGCAAACGAAUAACUGGAACAUGUUCUGGUCGAGGCCGGAGAGUGCCUGCAGGGUGUAUGGACUCUGUGGGGAAUUGGGUUUCUGCCGAGGUGGCAGUGGUCGCAUUCUGAGCCCGUGUCGGUGCUUUGAUGGAUACCUGCCAAACGACCUGUCCGGUUGGCGGGCCGGGGAUUACAUGGGAGGGUGUCGACGGACGGAUAAUAACUCGUGCAGUGUAGAUGAUGGUUUUGUUAGUGUGGGCCCCAUUGGCUACCAAGGCAAUGCUACCAGUGUGUUGGUUCCUAGUGGCGGUGGCCAGAGCUCUUGCGAAGAAUCUUGCUUGAAGAAUUGCUCUUGUUUUGGUUUGAAUUACAAUGCUAAAACAGGGGAGUGUAAGAAUUUGUAUGGAAAUCCCAUGAAUUUCCAGAAUUUGACUGUGGAAAAGACGGGUGGAGCGGUUUUCUACAUUAGAGUAGGGAAGGAAGCUUUGAUCAAUGGGAAGAAGAAGAAUUCGAAGUGGAAAUUAGCAGCUCUGAUCGGCGGAUUAGUUGGGCUGGUUUUGCUUCUGGGAUUGGUGAUUUUGGCAAUUGCAAUUUGGAAGAAGAAGCAGAAAUUGAAGCUGCGGAGCGACGAGGAUGGAAGUUACUCUGUGAUGAGUCUGAAGGUGUUUUCUUACAAGGAGCUCUCUUUGGCGACCCGCGGCUUCUCGGAGAAGCUAGGCCACGGCGGGUUCGGAGCGGUUUUCCGAGGUGCAUUGCCAGACUCUACACCUAUUGCUGUUAAACGCCUUGAACGGCCCGGUGGGGGCGACCGGGAGUUCCGAGCAGAGGUCUGCACAAUAGGCAACAUCCAGCAUGUUAAUCUCGUUCGGCUGAGGGGGUUCUGCUCAGAGAAUUCACAUAGAUUGUUGGUCUAUGAUUACAUGGAGAAUGGCCCGUUGAGCGUCUUCCUGCGGCGGGAUGGACGGUUCCUGAGCUGGGAGGUCAGGUUCCGGAUUGCAGUGGGGACUGCACGGGGGAUUGCUUACUUGCAUGAGGAGUGCCGGGACUGCAUAAUUCACUGUGAUAUCAAGCCGGAAAACAUACUCUUGGACGGCGAAUUCGGGGCAAAGGUCUCAGAUUUUGGAUUGGCAAAGCUUGUUGGCCGCGAUUUCAGCCGUGUGAUGACUACGAUGAGGGGAACAUGGGGAUACGUCGCUCCUGAGUGGAUUUCCGGUGUGGCCAUCACUGCCAAGGCCGACGUGUACAGUUACGGAAUGACAUUGCUGGAGAUCAUCGGCGGGCGGAGGAAUGUGGAGUCCCCGCCGCAGGCGAGUGGGCCAGCCAGGGAUGAGAAGUGGUUCUUCCCACCGUGGGCUGCCAGGCAGAUAAUUGAGGGCAAUGUGGAUGGUGUGGUGGACGCACGGCUCGGUGAGGCAUUUGAUCGAGCAGAAGCUGAGCGAGCCGCUCUCAUUGCGGUGUGGUGCAUACAGGACGACGAGGCUGCACGGCCCACCAUGGGGACGGUGGUGAAGAUGCUGGAGGGGACCGUCGAUGUGGCGGUGCCGCCGGCGCCGCAGCUGCUGCAGGCGCUCUUCGAUGGGGAUUCCUUCCCGGAAGGUGGGAUUGGAUCAGGUCAGGAGAUAUCGACGCCGAUCGGCGUCCGAUCUGAUGAUAUGGGGUCUGAUGUGGGGUCCACUGGAUCGGCCGGUAACCGGAAUCUGACCCAAUCGAGAUGAGAACUAUGGUGUAAUUUCCUUAAUUUUUUUUAUUAGGAAGAGUAGUGUGGACGAAUACAUGUUUGUAGGAAAAAAAAAUAUGGUGUGGAGAGGAAGGUUUGAUGUUUUUCAAUCAUGGAAUGGGCCUGAUUUGAUGGAAGGAUUCUUGGGUUUGCAUUUCCCACGUGCCAACCUGGCAUGUGUCUGGGGGCAUCUGAUGAGGACAUGAGCUGGGCCCCACCACGAGAAUGAUAUUGAUCACACAUGAAAUUCGAGGUGGGCCACUCCUAUCUGAUGCAUGUCAACGGUCCACAGCACUCCUAUGGCAGUGGGGGAUGUACCACAUGCUUGUUGCGUUUGCACGUGUGCUGCGUGUGGGGCUUGCUCACACCUAACACGGUUGUGUGUAAAGAGAGGUUUUAUUUAUUUAAUCUAUUUUGCUUGAUGUGAA